CCCAGCUAGCCUGAUGCUAACUAGCCGUCAAGAUCGACUCUCGGCAAACCUCUCGCCGGCUAAUGGUUUUAGACGUCUGUUGGCCGCCUUUCAUUCAUGUAGUGUGUAGUAUCAGUGUGAGACAUGCAGGAUAGGUAUAGCGAGAUAGGCUUUGUCCAGCAAAUACUCGGUUUGAAUUUAGUGCCGAGAAAAAAUGGCACACACCGAGGAAACGACACAUCUCUCAGCGACUUCUCAGAGAUGUGGUAUGGAGUUUUUCUGUGGGCGGCGGUCUCCUCUCUGGUCUUCCACCUGCCUGCAGCUCUGCUCUCCCUCGUCACACUGCGCCAGCACAAGAUGGCUCGAUUCAUGCCCAUCGCCAUCCUCCUCAUGGGCAUUGUGGGACCAGUUUGUGGGGGAGUGCUUACCAGUGCAGCCAUUGCAGGUGUGUACAAGGCAGCAGGGAAGAGGAUGAUCUCUUUGGAGGCUCUUGUUUUUGGUGUUGGACAGUCGUUUUGUGUCCUCAUCAUCUCCUUCCUCAGGGUACUUGCCACCCUUUAGCAGUGAUAAGGCCACCUGGCUGGCCCUGAUGCUGCCUGUCUAACACCAGUCGCACCUUCUCUCGACGGGACCUGAGUUCAUCACGGUACAAGACUGGAUUCUUGGCAAAUCCUGCGACACGUGUUGCCGUCAGGCCCGGGACGUGAUGUCAUUUCCUACUGAUGGACAGGACCAGAGUGGAUUUUAUUCAACUGUCAAAGAAAGAGCAGCGUGUAAACUGGUGGAGUGUGUUAUGCAGCACAAAGCCUUCUAGGACAGCACAAUGCUGCAUUCACAUCACAGAGCGUCCACACGCAACACGGUGUAAGCUGUUUAUGUAAAAGUACUGCUAAGCUUGGUAGAACGUUCUCAAUUUGUUCCAAAGUUAAGAGGAAACCACCUUCAAAUAGUCAUUAUGAAAUAAGUUGUUCCUGUAUGAUGUGAGGGCAGCGGGAUGCUGUUCUCCCCUGUUGCCAGGGGUAACAGGUUAGCAGCAGGAUGACACUAACCUUUCUCAGGGGCCGUGUGUGUGUGUGUCUUUGUGUAUGUGUGUCUCUUUCACUAUCAGUCUGACAACAGUUUGACUCCAUGCAAUGACUGCAGAGAGACAGAAUACCAGGCAGGCUGAUGCACUGUUGACACAGGAAGACGAUGGUUAUAUGCAAGAUUCUGGCUUUUUUCCGUGAGGCCUUAAUUUCUAUAUUCUAACUUCCAAAGUGGUGUUUAUCUUCAGGGCUGUCUUUCUUUAACACUCUGUCUCUUGCUGCUCCUUUUGUCCUUCCUCUGGUUUUUUGUUCCAAUCAAUUCAAGGCUGACUGCCUGUGAGUUACUGUUGAUUCCAAAUGAGUUCCCUUCUAGCUUUCCCAGCUCAUUUAUUUUUAGACAAGAAUUCAAGUAAAGAGGGUUUUAUAGAUAAACCUUUUGUCGAGUCCUGAUCACAGCCCUGCAAAUGCAGCCAAGCGAAUGUCUUCACAGUUUCUCUGCUCAGCUUCUUGCUUUGUUUGCUCCUUUCAAGUGAAUCGAUCAGAGGUUUGAACGCUGGGCGCUGGGAUGGUCAGAUUAUUAAGCAAACCCAAAAAUGACUUUAAAAACCCUCUUUUCCUUUCGCUCUUUGAGUGGUUGUUUGUCUUACAGGUGUGUUAUUUUGUCACAUUGAACUGAUUUUAUUUCCAGGUCUUUGUAGCUUUUCAGUCUUUAUGACCAAAUAUAAAUUGCGGUUUUAUUUUUCUCCACUAAAUGUGCAUACAAUGUUUCAACAGAAGUGCACUCCCUUGUAGUUUUUCUGGGCUCAUCACCUUCCCACAGUCUUCACUGACUGCUUCUAGUUGCUUUUAGUAGCUGAAAGGUGCUUUGGAGUUAGUAUCGUACAUGGUAAACGCUACAUAUAAUACUAUAAUUUUUUUAAUGGAGCUUGCAAGUGAUGCUGUUUGCUGUUUCUGUAUUAGCAAUUACUUAGUCAUGAUUUAAAACUACAGUAGCUGCUGAUACCGCCACCAGAAAUGUAUUUGUUGUUGGCCACAGGGCAGGAGUCACUUUUCGCCUUGAUUUUAAUUUGAUUUUCACAUCUUCGUCUUGCUGAAAAGCUGCUUCUGUCAACACUGUGUCGUCCCACAGAUCCACAGUUGUGAAGAAGGAAACUCAACAGAAUGUUUCCAGAGAUUAGAAAUUGUUUUUCAGUUUACCAAACCAUUAUGCAAAACUUAUUUUGAAGAUUUCGAGCACUGAGUUUCAACUUAUUGAAGCCCCCCCCCCCCCCCCCUUUCUGUCGGAAGACUCGCUUUCUUCCUGUGAGACUUAAUUCUGGUUCAGAUUGUUUUCUAUUCAACAUUCCAAUUAGAAAUAUUGUUUUCCUAUAUUUCCCUCUUAACACCUCAAUGCUCCCACCCUGCGAUAGUGCUUAAACAUGAUCAGACACUUCCACCGACUCCAGCCGUCACACUGAACUGCUGCUGUGUUUGUAUACGAGUGUCUAUCAUUGCAACCAGUUGCUUGGAAGCCGGUGGGCCAUUUUUUCAUGUUAGUUAACUAGUUAUUUAAACAGUACAUGCAGACUUUGAACAGGGAUUGGGAACUCUUCUGAUCCAUGCGGUGGUAAAGAGAGAACUAACAGCAGAUUUUCUCAUAAUCCCCUGAAAGAAUUUCUUUUACCUUCUAAACCAAAGAUGGCUUGAAUUCUUCAUGCGCACCCUGAGCUUCACUGGCUCCACUUCAGUUCUGUCUGAAAGAAUAUUCUCAAAAAUGCAUGUAAAUAUGCAACAAAUUGAAUUGAAGAUAGAAUGUAAACUGUUUGUGUUUAAGUUAGUUGUGGGAAUUAAAAUCAGUUAAAAAUGAGUAGACGUUUAUGACAACACGCUAAGAUUGUGAGGAGAAGACGGCACAAGUUCAGCACCCAUGGGGCCAACAGUGGGACCAGGAGUGUUUCUGGACAGCGUUCAAAAUGUUGAUGAUACCUGUUCCCUGAAGACUUAAGACCAACAGCAGAGGACAUUUUUGCUUUUGUCUCAUUGUAGACAAUUUUUCAUCUAUUGGGGAUUCCCUGCCACACCAGACCACAAACUUCAUUUUAUUUAAGUGAACAUUUGAGUUUGAUUUUCUUUUCAGCUGUGGAGAGCUCAGUGUGCUGCAUCGCACCGUGCACGCGCAGGUGCAGUCAUUCGAUGGGAGAUGCAUGAAAGCAUACAUUUUAGUUCGUACAGAGACUUAGUGAUGCAGUGGAAAAUCAAAGCACCUCACUGAAAUGUGCAGCUGAUGCAGAAAGGAAUGAGCCUUGUUUCAGAUGAAGUCUUGUCGACCCCUUGGCCUUGCUUUUAUGCUGUACAUUUUUGGAGAAUGUUUAUUUUUUUAUGGUUGUGUAAUUUCGCUCUUUGAGCAUUUGUGCGCUCUCUGGUUCUGUUACAGCAGAACAUGUUAGGGGGUCAACACCGUGGGGGUGGGGCGUAAACUCUGACAGUUUACGAAGGCAGAACAGUCGCCGCUGGCCCUUUUUGCAAAGCAUCUCUGUGUUGGACUUACAAUUCAACUUGUUGUCAAUCAAGAUACAAACAUCCCCUGUAUGUUUCUACAACCUCUGCCGGCUGCCGCGUGACGGUAGUGGUCCGAGGAGCAGAGGGCUCGUCACGCUGAGGCUGGGAAGCUCAAAUGCUGUUAUGAAAGGGAUAAAGUUGAGCCACGUGUACUUUUCAUUAGAGCAUUUGACCUCCCACCCUGAGUGUGACGUCAGAGGAAAAUGGCUGCUGUGUGAAAAUGGUCUGUAUUAAAGAUCCCCUCCACAUGAAAAAUAAAAAUUGUUUAAUGUGUGUCUGACAAAAAAAAAUAGAAUCACCACAUUAAAAUACUUGAAAUGACACCUACUCCCUCAUUGAAUUUAGCAGUAUAUGAAGGUGCAAAUAUCCAAAAGUUUAACUGCUGAACACAAGAUGUCCUGCUUCACUGUGUCACACCCACCACUUCAACACGUCACACUUGUCUGUGCUGAAUAUUGGGCCAGGAUUGGCUUCCAAACUAGUUGUGAUGUCACUAAUCAUGCUUGUAGGCCUGCCUCUUGAAAUAAGAAAAAAAAACCCAGAUGUGUACAAUGAAUGUGGAGAAAAACUAUUAGCAUCAAACUGCACAGUGAAGCUCAAACAUUCAGCUGCAAGAACAUGAAGAAAAGCCUAUUUUUGACUGGAGGGGGACUUUAAUAAAGGAGCGACUGUACAGCAGUGGGGGCUUGGCCUCAGGACUGGACUUGAGUCAGUGAGGGUGAUUAAAUUAAAUGAAAUUCGUAAUUUAACCCACCUGUAACUCUCAAAUGAACUAAUAUUGAAGGCACCUGCCUUUCAUCCCCCUUAUAUAAUGUCAGCAUAAAUGAGGGUUUAGUCAGAAAGAGCCAUGGAAGAGAAAAGAGCAAACUUUUGCCAGAUGUAUUAAUGUAAGUUCCCUCUGACUGACUACCACACUGUAAGACGUGGCAGGUGAAGUAAAGGUCAGAAUAAAAUGACAUAUGUCAAGAUGAUACUGAAUAUCUGCUGUAAUAGAACCAUUAACUUCCACAUGGUGUGGUCCACAUUCCUGGACUGACUUUGUUCCAGUUUUACCUGAUUCAAACGGUUUUCAAAGUUGAUUUUAUUAGAGUAAAGUAAGUGCCAAUGGUUAAUAUUUUCGUGGAAUAAAAACGUUU
Messenger RNA from Chelmon rostratus (copperband butterflyfish), 4678 nucleotides. RefSeq names its product transmembrane protein 170A (gene tmem170a). The coding region runs from base 124 to 540 and encodes 138 amino acids. Gene Ontology annotation, biological process: endoplasmic reticulum tubular network organization. The record is from RefSeq and is a predicted model, not a curated record. Gene Ontology annotation, cellular component: endoplasmic reticulum membrane. NCBI's taxonomy places the organism in Eukaryota, Metazoa, Chordata, Actinopteri, Chaetodontiformes, Chaetodontidae. The transcript is spliced from 3 exons.